Messenger RNA from Hevea brasiliensis (rubber tree), 1910 nucleotides. RefSeq names its product probable beta-1,3-galactosyltransferase 2. Gene Ontology annotation, molecular function: hexosyltransferase activity. Gene Ontology annotation, cellular component: Golgi membrane. The record is from RefSeq and is a predicted model, not a curated record. Bases 446 to 1663 code for a protein of 405 amino acids. Lineage: Eukaryota; Viridiplantae; Streptophyta; Magnoliopsida; Malpighiales; Euphorbiaceae. The transcript has 11 exons.
AUUAAACACCCAAACAUUUUAUUUAUAUUUUCUUCUUCCCAUAAUAGCUUACUGUCCAAUCCACGGCUCCACCUCUCUGCAACUCUUAAAACUUGAACUCUAGGACGCAAAGAGACACCAGCCACAAAACCCAAGUGGCAAAGUGUCCCUUUCUAGUGAGACAGAUGUUUUUGAUACAAAGCAUUAGUCUUUACAUACAUCUGGAUUUGUGUGUGUGCUUGUAUCAUUGCUUGUAUAGUGUGUGAAUUUUGCAGUUGUUGAUUCUUGCUCUGUUUUGAUUUCUCUUUUCUAUAUUCCUUUGCUUUAAAUUUGUGCAAAUAGAGGUUUCUGGGUGUUUAUUUGGUGUUAAUUUUGAAGUGAAGGAGGGCUCUUUUGGAUCUGGCUCGGAGUCAAUUCAGUGCAUUGACUCGGGAUUUGAUUUGGCUCAAAGUGUAAAUUUAUCAUAAUGACUUGGAAGAGUAAAGGAGUAGAUGCAUCUGUAAAGAGUGUGGUGUCAAAGAAAUGGAGCCUUCUGCUUUGUAUUGGUUGCUUCUGUGGUGGGAUGCUAUUCUCGGACAGAAUAUGGGCUGUGCCUGAAAUUGAAGGUAUGUCAAGGACAACAAGGUUUGAAGAUGAAAAGUUGAAGCUACUUUCAGAGGGAUGUGCCCCAGAAACUAAGGAUGUAAAGCCCGAAUCCAAGGACAUCAUGGGAGAAGUUUCAAAGACACAUCAAGCUAUCCAAACUCUGGAUAAAACAAUAUCAAAUUUGGAAAUGGAGUUAGCUGCUGCAAGGGCUGUGCAGGAAUCCAUGCUAAAUGGUUCACCAGUAUCAAACAAUUUGAAAAUCACUCAAUCAAGUAGGAAAAGAAAGUAUUUAAUGGUUGUAGGCAUAAAUACUGCUUUUAGCAGCAGAAAGCGAAGAGAUUCAGUUCGUGCUACUUGGAUGCCUCAAGGCGACAAAAGAAAGAAGCUUGAGGAAGAGAAGGGCAUCAUAAUUCGCUUUGUAAUAGGUCACAGUGCCACAGCAGGUGGUAUUCUUGACAGAGCUAUUGAAGCAGAAGAUAAGAAGCAUGGUGACUUCUUGAGACUGGAGCAUGUUGAGGGUUACCUUGAAUUGUCUGCAAAAACAAAGACAUACUUUGCUACUGCUGUUGCUACGUGGGAUGCGGAUUUUUAUGUCAAAGUUGAUGAUGAUGUGCAUGUAAAUAUAGCCACACUUGGAGCAACUUUAGCUAGGCAUCUGUCAAAACCCAGAGUUUAUAUAGGAUGUAUGAAGUCUGGUCCAGUCCUUGCUCAAAAGGGAGUGAAAUACCAUGAGCCUGAGUAUUGGAAAUUUGGGGAAGAGGGAAACAAAUAUUUUCGUCAUGCUACAGGCCAGCUGUAUGCUAUUUCAAAUGAUUUGGCUGCUUACAUAUCAAUCAACCAGCAUGUGCUACACAAGUAUGCUAAUGAGGAUGUUUCAUUGGGGUCAUGGUUUAUUGGAUUGGAUAUAGAGCAUAUUGAUGAGCGGAGACUCUGUUGUGGUACUCCACCUGAUUGUGAGUGGAAGGCUCAGGCGGGUAACCUCUGUGUAGCUUCAUUUGAUUGGAGCUGUAGUGGGAUUUGCAAGUCUGUGGAGAGAAUCAAGGAGGUUCACCGGCGUUGCGGUGAAGGCGAGAAUGCUUUGUCGAGUGCAGAAUUCUGACAAAUAACUUUCUUCCAAAUUCAGGAGGAAGCAAGCAGAAGGCUUGAGACAGUUAUGGGAUUUGAAUGUAGAGAAAAGCGGAGAGUCAAAAUGUAAACUGAGAAGUGUUGGGGACAGGGCCACAGGGGGAGGGGAUCUUGCUAUUGUGAUUCUGCUCCAUUUUAGGCCAGCAGUAGCAAUUUUAAGAGGAUAUUGUAAUUAUUUAUUCUUUAUGAAUGGAUAAAUAAUCUUAAAUUUUUUUGGGCAA